AUGGCUGAUCCAUUUGCUCCGCGCUCGAUGAAGCGCAAGAACGUCAAGGGCCUCGCACUCAAGGCCGCCCCUAAGCCCCCACCAACCGCCGAGAACAACCAACACGAUUUCGACUCAGGUAGAGAGGAUACAGGAAAGGAUGGCCAGCUGGAGAUCGGAAUCGAAUACAAGUUGGACCUGAAACCUGAGGAUCUCGAGAUUCUGAAGGAGUUGGGCUCCGGCAAUGGAGGCACCGUCAGCAAGGUCAAGCACCUCACAACUGGAACCGUCAUGGCCCGCAAGGUGAUUCAUGUCGAGGCGAAGAGAGAGAUGCGAAAGCGAAUCGUUCGAGAGCUGCAGAUCAUGCACGGAUGUCAUUCGGACAACAUUGUAACAUUCUACGGCGCUUUCCUGAAUCCCAACAACGACGUUAUUAUGUGCAUGGAGUACAUGGAUGUUGGCUCUCUUGAUCGAGUUUCGAGAGUCUUCGGUCCCGUUCGUGUCGAUGUCCUGGGCAAAAUCGCAGAGGCGACUCUCGGAGGCCUGACAUACCUCUACACAAAGCACCACAUCAUGCACAGAGAUAUCAAGCCGUCGAACAUCCUGGUCAACUCCAGAGGCCACAUUAAGCUCUGCGAUUUUGGUGUCUCGGGUGAACUUGUCAACUCCAUCGCCGACACAUUUGUUGGCACGUCUACUUACAUGGCUCCCGAGAGAAUCCAGGGAGAGAGGUACACCGUCAAAUCGGAUGUCUGGAGUUACGGUCUCAGCAUUAUGGAGCUCGCAAUUGGCAAGUUCCCUUUCGCCGCAAGCGAGCAGCUUUCGGACGGGGAAUGUGCGCCUGCUGGUAUCCUGGACCUUCUUCAGCAGAUCGUCCACGAGCCUGCCCCUAGCCUGCCCAAGAGCGAUGCCUUUCCCAGCAUCCUUGAGGACAUGAUUCAAAAGUGUCUGUACAAGGAGCCUGAACGGCGGCCAACUCCACAGGAACUCUUUGACCGUGAUCCUUUCGUCCAGGCAGCCAAGAGGACACCAGUCGAUCUUAGAGAGUGGGCUGUAGGCCUCAUGGAACGAGAGUACCGAAAAUCCCACCUUGCGCCGCAACUCUCACCGUCCACCCAGGACCUGCUUCGCUCAAGCGACUCCCCAACCUACCAGACACAAGCUGACGACAGAGCCGUCCACACCCCCACGUCUGGCGAGAUCCCCAUCGCCGGGGCUGGAAUCGUCUCGCCUCGAGACCAGUACGCGUCUAACCAGAACCGCUCGCCUACCCGUAACGGCCUCGGCUCCAGCCGCACGCCAGGUUCCGCACACCCUGGUCUCGGAGCCAGAGUUGUCACGACGAACUCGAUACCCAAGAUGUCCGGCCAUCCGGAGAGCGCGGGUCCCGUCAGUGCAAAUGCCACUACCUUCAGUUUACCCGUACGACCCGCUCCCGGAGGCGGAGGCCUCCCCCCUCCACCACCCCGGAAGGAGACGCCGGACGAGCUGCGAAGGGAGAACCGGAGGCAGGCAACCUUUGGGCUACCGCCAAACCCCGGUUAUGGUGUAUAG
Ilyonectria robusta is the source of this 1533-nucleotide messenger RNA. Its product is annotated as kinase-like domain-containing protein. The transcript is spliced from 4 exons. Gene Ontology annotation, biological process: protein phosphorylation. The record is from RefSeq and is a predicted model, not a curated record. NCBI's taxonomy places the organism in Eukaryota, Fungi, Ascomycota, Sordariomycetes, Hypocreales, Nectriaceae. Gene Ontology annotation, molecular function: ATP binding; protein kinase activity. Bases 1 to 1533 code for a protein of 510 amino acids.